This is a messenger RNA of Lycium ferocissimum, 2129 nucleotides long. RefSeq lists its product as uncharacterized. The coding region runs from base 86 to 1645 and encodes 519 amino acids. Lineage: Eukaryota; Viridiplantae; Streptophyta; Magnoliopsida; Solanales; Solanaceae. The record is from RefSeq and is a predicted model, not a curated record. The transcript is spliced from 9 exons.
UGAUCUACAUUUGAUACUAGUAGUAUUAAUAUAUGUGGGAUGAAUAAAGAUUUAUGAAAGAAUUGUUGUAAGCUAAGAAGAGAUAAUGGGGGGAUGUGUAUCAAGGCCAGAUAGUUGUGUAGGAGGUAAAUUGAGAGGUACAAAGAAGUUUAGAAGAAGAAGAAGAAGGAAAGCCAACAAGAAAAGAGUAUUAUCUUCUAAUUUGUAUGAUAGGUCACUUGACAAGAUUGAUGAGUCAUUCCCUUUGGAUAACUUCAACUUCAACAAUCCAACAUUUCAGGGAAGAAUUGAGGAGGCAUGGUUUGAUUCGGCUGCAAUAUUUGAUUCCGACUGCAGUGAUGAAGAUUUCCAGAGUGUUCCUGACGACACAAUUACUGCAGACGUGCUUUCUCUCAACAGCUUUGAGGGUGGACGGACUAGUGUAGCUUCUAUCAAAGAUACUAACCAUGAGGAACUAUUAAGCAAUAAUACUAGCAGCUCCGAAAGUUGCUCAGGUAGAACUGUAAAACCACCAGGCAGUUCGGUACAUCCAAAAGAAGUGGAUUCUCGAACAAACCUUGAUGGACCCCACAGUGAGAUCUCGUCCUCGGAAAAUGUAGGUAGUGAAAGGGAGGAUGGUUUGUUGGAGAACUGUGGAAUUCUUUCAAACAACUGUCUGCCCCGUCUUACCUCUACUGUUGUGCCAAUAGAGAAGAGAUCUCAUAGCUCUAGUCCUCCAAGUGCAAGGAAGAAAGCGGACCUAAAAAGUCCCUUCAAAUGGAAAGAAGGAAAUCCCUAUGCCACUCUACUAUCAUCUAAAACCGUCCUUGAAAGGCCCAUAGCUGGUAGCCAAGUACCAGUUAGCCCAUUGGAGAAGAAAUUGCCUGACAGUUGGUCUCGUAUUGAACCAAGUACCUUCAGGGUUCGGGGAGGAAACUAUUUUAGAGACAAAAAGAAAGAGUUUGCUGCAAAUCAUGCAGCAUAUUAUCCUUUUGGUGUUGAUGUAUUUUUAUCUCAAAGAAAGAUUGAUCAUAUUGCUCGACUUGUGGAACUUCCUGUCAUUGAACACUCUGAGACACUUCCAGCCAUUCUUGUAGUGAAUAUUCAGGUACCGUUAUAUCCUACUGCAAUUUUUCAGGGUGAAACUGAUGGUAAAGGAAUGAGUUUUGUCUUGUACUUUAAGCUUUCCGAAAGUUAUGCAAAGGAACUUCCUUCUCAUUUUCAAGAAAACAUCAGAAGGGUAAUGGAUGAUGAAGUGGAAAAAGUGAAGGCUUUUCCAGUAGAUGCUACUGUUCCCUAUAGGGAGCGGUUGAAGAUAUUAGGUCGUGUAGCAAAUCUGGAGGACCUUCGGUUAAGUGGAGCAGAGAGGAAGCUUAUGCAGGCCUACAAUGAAAAACCCGUUCUUUCACGUCCUCAACAUGAGUUCUACAAGGGAGAAACUUAUUUUGAGAUUGAUAUAGAUAUGCACAGAUUCAGUUACAUAUCUAGGAAGGGUUGUGAAACAUUCCUAGAUAGGCUAAAGCUCUGUUCCUUGGAUGUAGGCCUCACAAUUCAGGGUAACAAAACUGAAGAAUUGCCGGAGCAGAUCUUAUGUUGUAUACGGUUAAAUGAAAUCGACUAUGUGAAUUAUCAGCAACUGGGGUUAAAAAUUGAGUCCCUUGAAUAGGUGCACAAACAGUCCUGUACUCAACAGGAUAUGGCAAAUAAGUGAAGUUAUUGUUAGCUAGUUUUGUGUCCCUGCUGGUGGCUCCCUUUCCCCCAAAUUGUCAAAAUCUUCGGUGUCUCCAUUUAAAUGUGCUCUCUGGAGAUGCAAAUGGCAUAUCGAGUGAGCUCUAGAUAAUGCGUUUGAAUUUAUGGACAAGGCUGAGAAAAUAGUCAAUUGAGCGGGCCUUCCUCUUAGUUUCCAUGUUUCAUCAAGCAGUAGUCUCUUUAUUUUUAUUUUAACUUUUUUGCUGCAACUUAUUCUUUUAGUGCUUCCUUUCUGCAAUGUAAAUAUGCUCAAAAUCCAGAAGGUAAAGAGAUCUUGAUCCCCAACUAUCAUUAAAAUAUGGAGAAGAUAAAGUCAAAAAGUUGCAGUGGCAGUUAGAUCCUUUGUAUUAGGUUGUGUCAAGAAAACUAUGUGAAGAAGAAAAAAUAUUGAAGUUCAAGGA